AUGGUACGACAUGCCACUCUACUCUUAUUUGUUUGGGUAUUGCCACUCGUUAAACCAAAGAGCAUCACAACUGAACCUGAGUUCGUCAGACACUCAGAGGCGUCAACCGGAUUGUACGCUCAUCUGCACAGUACAAAGCAAAGCUUACCAACGUCACGUCAACUCGAAACGUACCACGAUACGCGAACACACCUCAGACAUCGAUAUUUGACAAAGUGUCAACCGACACCGUCAGUGAGUCCGGCAAGUCCAUCGCGUCACUCUACAGAACAAGCCGAAAAAAUCGAUAAGUGCGAACGAGCACAAAAUGUACAACGACCCGUCCAGAGUCAACCAAGCCUGAUUGUUCGACAAAAAGUCAACCGCACAGACCAGAUUGCCCAGACAGGGCACCGACCGACAAUCGAACAUGACCCCGUAGAAAUGCCGCGACGCCGUUGA
Theileria orientalis strain Shintoku is the source of this 441-nucleotide messenger RNA. RefSeq lists its product as hypothetical. The record is from RefSeq and is a predicted model, not a curated record. Bases 1 to 441 code for a protein of 146 amino acids. Lineage: Eukaryota; Apicomplexa; Aconoidasida; Piroplasmida; Theileriidae. The transcript has 2 exons.